AUGGUAAGAAAAUUACAAUCAGUGCGAAAAACUGGAAAACGUUCAUAUUCGAGUACAUCUUAUAAAUCAACUCGUAAAACAGACACAAAACAAAACGUUAUAAAAGAUCAAAUUGCAGAGAACGACAUCAUUGUUUUUAUUCCUUAUCGCACCGAUCAGAUUAACGAUUUGAAUAGAAAGGUUGCCGCAUCAAAGAAUAAAGAGCAAUCAAAGAAAAUGGUGAUGCCCUUUUUGAUGGAAUUUGAAGAUGAGACUGGAGGAUUUAAAAGUGCUCUAAAAGUUGGAGCCGAUGAUUGUUUUUUAUUCGAAAAUACUUCUGUGGAUUUUGAUACGAUAAAAUAUGGAUUUGUUUAG
Messenger RNA from Funneliformis mosseae, 354 nucleotides. The record is from the annotation of a GenBank genome assembly. Lineage: Eukaryota; Fungi; Glomeromycota; Glomeromycetes; Glomerales; Glomeraceae.